AUGAUUUUCUUUGUUUCAAAAGGACUCUCUUUGCAUUCACAGUCCUUUCAUGCAUUCAUUCUUUCAUCUUUCUGUCUUUCUUCCCAUAGACAUUUUCUCUAUGAUUUUCCUACCUAUGUAUUUUCUUUCUUUCUUUCUUUCUUUCUUUCUUUCUUUCUUUCUAUUCAUUCAUCUUCCUUAUCCAACCUGUCCUAUCUCCAUCACUUCCUCUUCUUCUUCUUCUUCUUCUUCUUCUUUUCUUCUUCUUCUCCUAUUUCUUCUUCUACUUCUCCUCCUCCUCCUUCUUCUUCUUUUUCUUCUUCUUCUUUUCCUUCUUCUUAUCCUCGUCCUCCUCCUCCUUUUCCUCGUCCUCCUUAUCCUCGUCCUCGUCCUGGUCCUCCUCCUCCUCCUCCUCCUCCUUCUUCUUCUUCUUCUUCUUCUUCUUCUUCUCAUCCUCGUCCUCCUCCUCCUUUUCCUUAUCCUCGUCGUCGUGCUUCUUCUUCUUCUUUUUCUUCUUCUCAUACUCGUCCUCCUCUUCCUUUUCCUCGUCUUCAUUAUCCUCGUCGUCGUUGUCCUCCUCCUCCUCCUCCUUCUUCUUCUUCUUCUUCUUCUUCUUCUUCUCAUUUUCGUCCUCCUCCUCCUUUUCCUUAUCCUCGUCGUCGUCGUCGUCCUCGUCCUCCUUCUUCUUCUUUUUCUUCUUCUUCUUCUCAUUCUCGUCCUCCUCCUCCUUUUCCUUAUCCUCGUCGUCGUCGUCGUCCUCGUCCUUCUUCUUCUUCUUUUUCUUCUUCUCAUCCUCACCCCCCUCUUCCUUUUCCUCGUUUUUCUUAUCCUCGUCGUCGUCGUCGUCCUCCUCCUCCUCCUCCUCCUUCUUCUUCUUCUUCUUCUAUCACCAUCCUAAUCUUAUUUAUUUCACAGUUUUUUUGCCAUGUGUUUUAUAGCUUCGAUACCUUUUAUUUUACUUUCACAAUUCAUGUUAUCACUUUUUCAUUCUUAUUCAUUUUAUCAUCCGACCAUUUCCCUUUUCUACCCUUCUUUUUCUUCGUCUCUUUAUAUAAGCUCCUUCUGUCAUUACAAUUCUCGUUUCCUUUCAUAAUUCAAUAUUCAUCUCGUUUUCUUUUUUUUCUUCCCAUUCAUUGA
Messenger RNA from Acanthosepion pharaonis, 1116 nucleotides. The record is from the annotation of a GenBank genome assembly. Lineage: Eukaryota; Metazoa; Mollusca; Cephalopoda; Sepiida; Sepiidae.